This is a messenger RNA of Oncorhynchus tshawytscha (Chinook salmon), 3213 nucleotides long. RefSeq names its product major facilitator superfamily domain-containing protein 9. Gene Ontology annotation, molecular function: transmembrane transporter activity. The record is from RefSeq and is a predicted model, not a curated record. Gene Ontology annotation, biological process: transmembrane transport. The transcript is spliced from 6 exons. The coding region runs from base 346 to 1791 and encodes 481 amino acids. Lineage: Eukaryota; Metazoa; Chordata; Actinopteri; Salmoniformes; Salmonidae.
ACAGCGCUUGGUUUACUGUCUGACAUCAGGUCGAUACCACCUGGUAGAUCUCUCGGUGCGCCAAAUGGGACGAGACUAGACCCCAGCAGGUCAAUCAUCCACAUGACGCUUCAAUGAAUCCACUUUGAUUAAAUGUACGCUAUUUUCUGUCAAAUAUGACAAUAUCGGUACAUCCUCAAAAGUUUGAAUUGAGGUGGUUGGAAGUUAAAUUGAACACGAACACCCCUGAAGAGAGCGAAUAUUCCCGAGACUGCAUGCAGGGUGUUUUUUGCUAUGGUUGAUCCGCACUGUAGAUGACAGUAAGCGCUUCCGCAUCGACCCGUAGCGUGCUGUCAUUGCGGGAGAAUGAAGAACGCAAAAUGUUGCAUAUUAAAUCAAACACCAAGGAGACGAACACGGAUUAUACAAUGUAUCUAUGUGGUGGGGUUCAUGGACCUGUUUGGGGUGAGCUUGAUCAUUCCCCUGCUGAGUCACCAUGUCAAGGCCCUUGGGGCCAGCCCCACCGUGGCAGGCUUAGUAGGCUCCACAUAUGGGAUCCUACAACUCUUCUCUAGCACUAUAGUGGGCAGCUGGAGUGACGUGGUCGGGAGGCGAUACUCUAUGCUGAUGUGUCUGCUGCUGAGUGCUCUGGGCUACGGCCUGCUGGGGAUGUCCACCAGCAUCGCCCUAUUUCUCCUGGCUAGGAUCCCUGUGGGGCUGUUCAAGCACUCCCUGUCCAUCUGCCGGGCCCUGCUGUCUGAUCUGGUGUCUGAGGUGGAGCGCCCCCUAGUGAUGGGACACUUCAACGUGGCCUCCAGCAUGGGCUUCAUCUUGGGACCCGUGGUGGGGGGCUACCUCACUGAACAUGACGGAGGCUUCUACACCGCAUCCUUCACCUGUGCCGCCAUCUUCCUCCUCAACACAGGUCUAGUUUGGCUGCUUCCCUGGAGCGAUGCACUAACCCCACGCACCGAUGCUAACUCCAACAGCAGCGCUAGCAAUGCCAGCUGCCACGACAACGACAACCACUUCACGUCAACACAUCAAAACUGCUCCCAAGGCAACAGCGACAACCAAACGACAGCGCCGGCGGCAGCGGUCACGGGAUCCGUGGCUCCAGAGAAGAACCAGAGGAGCUGGAACUGGGAUCUGGACUGGGGGGAGGUGUCCCUGCUCCCUUCUGCCUGGCGUCAGCUCUCUUCGGUGGGCUCCAAGAUUAGCAGUGUGGCCUCCUCAGACAUGUGGGACCUGUUCCUGGUGCGUCUGCUCAUGGCCAUGGCCAUAAUGCUGUACUACAGUAACUUCUCCCUGGCCAUGGAGGAGCGCUUCAUGCUGAAGCCCAAAGCCACAGGUUAUCUAAUCAGCUACAGCUCUACCCUGGGAGCCCUAGCCGGGUUCUUGGUGGGACCCAUCACUAAACUGUACGGUAACAACAUGUCGGCGCUGUUGCUAUACUCUUCGGUCCUCACGUGUUGCCUGAUCCUGCUCUACGCCGUAGCGCCCAGUGUCUGGCACGUGUUUUUAUGUUCCACUUUCAUCGCCAUCUCUACAACCAUCGGACGCACCUGCAUCACUGACCUGAUACUGCAGAAAGGGGGCGCUCACGACAGCGGCACACUCAUCGGGGCGGGGCAGUCAGUGACCGCGGUGGGGCGCGUGCUCGCACCCCUACUCUCGGGGCUGGCCCAGGAAUUUAGUCCCUGUGGGCCCCCGAUUCUGGGGGUAGGGCUGGCGUUAGCGGGCAUCGUCCUGCUGUUGGUCAGGGUGCCAAAAUGGGAUGAGAGGGGCAAGAGGAAAGAGGCACAACUCUGAGUCACUCACAGUGAGAGAGUGAAUGAAUGAGAGAGUGAAUGAAUGAGAGAGGGUGAAAACUACCACAGCACUGGAGACUGGAGACUGAUGCAGAACUGUUGGGGCUGGUUUUUGUUGACGUGUCAUCUGGGGGUUGUUUCAUUGUUUGUUUUUUUAGCCACAACUCCAGCUCUGUUGGUUGGGUCUCGAUGUGAUGACAUCACAGCACCGAUAGGACCCAGGUCAUCAUCAGCAUCGCUCUUCCCCCCACUUCAGUCCCCCAAACAGACCGGGUCAUCAUCAGCAUGGCUAUUCCCCACUUCAGUCCCCCAAACAGGCCGGGUCAUCAUCAGCAUGGCUAUUCCCCACUUCAGUCCCCUAAACAGACCGGGUCAUCAUCAGCAUCGCUCUUCCCCCACUUCAGUUCCCCAAACAGGGGAGAAUGCAAAAAGUUCAGUGUUGCCAAGGCGACCGUGAACAAAGCCAGCAACCCUCUGUAAAAGGAAUGGGAAGUUGUCCAUGCUAAGUUAGCUUAGCGUAGGUCAACAGCAUGUCAGUGGCUCAUUAGGUUCUUAUAACCUAGAAAUAUUCAAAUGUUUAUGUCUCUAGUGAGAGGCAAUAAUUCAAUUAAAAACAACAACAUAUAAGUCUAAUGUUACUCUAAUGUAAUCCUGCUCUUCCUUAAUAACCACUACAAAUAGUCCAGGAAAGUAUUGGUACUGAGAAUGCUAAUUUCCCCCAAAUGCUCUGUUUCUGACCUAUCUUAUGAGGGUGGACAGCAGAUGAAGGGGCUCCUCUUUCCUCUCUGGCGCCACAUUCUAUUUUCUCUCCCUUCUCACAGAAGUGUGCACUCCGUCACCCUCCCUUUAAGGGUUGAACAUAUUUGGAUUGGUGUGAAUACAUCCACACCAAUCCAGUGCUUUUGAAUCCUUUUGUGUGAGUGAUCUAGUACACACUGGGGAAACGGAUCAAGAACCUUAACUGAGCUUGAGUACUGGUUGUCCACAGGCACAUAUCUAGGAUUCAUUUACCCUUCCUAAACCCUAAAAUCCUAAACCCUAACCACGCGUGGGGAAGUAAAACACAUUUUCCAAGGAUCUUAGGUCAGUGUCUGUGGGUAACAUCAUCGUACUUCCUUUAACCACUACGGUAUCAGGGCCUUUUCAAUGGAAAUGUUUACUUUUAUACAAAUAUAUCAUUUAUUUUCAAUUUUAAAUCAUUUAUUUUCCCUUAUUCUACAUUGUCCAUGUUGAGUUUAGUCUAAUUCAUAAAUGUACUGUUCAUUAUUAUUUAUAUAUGAAUGAUCUUAUUUUGAAUGGAGUUGCCCUUACACUGACCCAAAUGCUACUGAAUGUUAUGAAGACACUUAUUGUGCUGAAUGAUUCAUAUGAAGGAAGUAAAGAUCAUACCAUUUGACAAUAAAAUAAGUUUAUUCCUAAACAA